UACUUUCGACGCUGACGUCGGCACUCUGUUCAGUUGGCGUCCGGACUUCGGAGGUGGAGGUGCCCGCGCCCUUAGGUCUGUCCAGGCGAGAAUCCCGCCGCCCUCGGUCUCCGGUCCGAGAGGAAGGUGUCCGCUAGGCUUUCCUCGCGAACGCGUCCUCGGUGUAAAUUCCUAGGCGCCGUGGCGUUUGCGGAAGGAGCGGGUUCCGGGAAGGCAGCCAUGUCCUCGGCCGCCGUGUCCAAGUACGUGAACGACAUGUGGCCCGGCUCCCCGCAGGAGAAAGCGUCGCCGUCCGCGUCGGGCUCGGGCCGCUCCAGCCGCCUGUCGUCGCGCUCCCGCAGCCGCUCUCCGUCGCGCAGCUCCGGCCCCGACUCGCGCAGCUCCGGCCGCUCGUCGUCGCGCAGCCGCAGCCGGCCGCGGCGGAGCAGGCGUCGCUGCUACCGAGACGGCUGCUCCGGGCGGCGGCGGAGGCACUACCCGUCGCCGUCUCCCUGCGGCUCCCGGAGCAGGUCGCGCUCCCGCGGGAGGUCGCAUCACAGGAGGGCGUACGGCGCGAUCACGCGCGGGCGGCGCUUCUACGGCUUCGGCCGCACGGGCUACCCCGAGGAUCGCCCCAGGUGGAGGUCCAGGAGCAGGUCGCGCAGCAGGAGCAGGACCCCCUUUCGCCUGACCGAGAAAGGUGGGUCUCGGGGUCGGUCGCCCCCUGGGGUGGUCCUGGCCGGGACCUCUGAACAGGCUGGGUGGACUGACGGCACCGCUCCGCGGAGGGCGCUCUUCCUGCCGGUUGACUUUGGGGCCAGGAAUCUUGGGAUUUCCUGGCGGGAAAGGGGAGAGUUAAUUCCGCUGGUGAGUGGGUAGGACGCACAUUCCAGUCCCGGUGUGGUGGUCUGGUAAUUAAACGCCACUUAAUGGCCUUGCAGGCGCAAAGGAGCCUCACUAUCUGUCUAGCCGGCAGUUUCAAUACAGCCUUUAACGUGUUAAUUACUUAAAGUGGGAAGAACUCAACUUUUUUUU
Molecule: messenger RNA, 1014 nt
Organism: Onychomys torridus (southern grasshopper mouse)
Lineage: Eukaryota; Metazoa; Chordata; Mammalia; Rodentia; Cricetidae
Gene: Rsrp1
Product: arginine and serine rich protein 1
Source: RefSeq, a predicted model, not a curated record